AUGGCUAAAGGAAAGAAUAAAAGUAACGACGAGAGAUCAUCCAAGUCCCGUACAUCAAAUGGUCACAAAUCUAAACAACAUCAUAUACGUAAGGGAAGACAAGAAAUUUCAGCUUCAUCAGCCACAUCUAAAUCAUCAACUUCCUUCCCUACUAAGUUGGCAAUGUGGGAUUUUGAUCAUUGUGAUCCUAAAAGAUGUAGUGGUAAGAAAUUAGAACGAUUAGGGUUGAUUAAGAACCUUAGAGUUGGGCAAAAAUUCCAAGGAAUAGUUGUUAGUCCCAAUGGUAAAUCUAUCGUAUGUCCUGAUGACAAGGAGAUUGUCGAAACUAAUGGAGCUGCAGUUGUCGAAUGUUCAUGGGCAAGAUUAGAUGAGAUUCCAUUUAGUAAGAUAGGUGGGAAAAACGAAAGAUUAUUACCCUAUUUAGUGGCAGCAAAUCCUGUAAAUUAUGGUCGUCCGUGGAGAUUAAACUGCGUUGAGGCUUUAGCUGCAUGUUUUGCAAUAGUAGGACAUACAGAUUGGGCAGAAUUAUUACUACAAAAUUUCUCUUGGGGGUUAACGUUUUUAAAGAUCAACCAGGAGUUAAUAGAAUUGUAUCAACAAUGUACUGACUCGGAGAGUAUUACCAAGGCACAAGAGCAGUGGCUAGAAAAAAUAGCACAAGAAGCCAAAGAAAGAAAAAACCAGGCACACAACGAAGAUGUGUGGAUGAUGGGGAAUGUCAACAGACAAGAAGAUGAUAAAGAGUUUGAUAGCUGCAGUGAUGACGAAGUCGCAACUGAUAGUGCAAGUGAUAAAGAAUACGAUAAUUUGGGUAAUAUAAUAGAAAAAAGAAAAUAUGAUUCACUUGGUAACGAAAUAAUAGAAAGUGAAGCUAAGUACGACUCAUUAGGGAAUAUCGUUGCAAGCGAUGAAGGAACUGACGAGGAAGACAAUGACGGAGUUAGCAUCAGUGAGAAAGAGAGGGAUACCGUCUGUGACAACUUAGGAAAUGCUGUUGUAAAAGAAAAUAUUACCAAACACAUGAACUCCUUGAGCAUAUAG
This is a messenger RNA of Candida dubliniensis CD36, 1041 nucleotides long. Its product is annotated as ribosome biogenesis protein TSR3. The record is from RefSeq and is a predicted model, not a curated record. Gene Ontology annotation, molecular function: rRNA small subunit aminocarboxypropyltransferase activity. The transcript has a single exon. Lineage: Eukaryota; Fungi; Ascomycota; Pichiomycetes; Serinales; Debaryomycetaceae. The coding region runs from base 1 to 1041 and encodes 346 amino acids. Gene Ontology annotation, biological process: maturation of SSU-rRNA.